Messenger RNA from Lineus longissimus, 1863 nucleotides. RefSeq lists its product as uncharacterized. The record is from RefSeq and is a predicted model, not a curated record. The transcript has a single exon. Bases 1 to 1863 code for a protein of 620 amino acids. NCBI's taxonomy places the organism in Eukaryota, Metazoa, Nemertea, Pilidiophora, Heteronemertea, Lineidae.
AUGGCGACUGCCAAUCCUCUGGAUCUGCUCACGCGAGCUGCUGCCCAGGAGAUGGAGCGGUUGGAUAGAGAAAUAGCUGAUCUAACACGUGAAAUUACCAUCAGAGAUGUUAGUCCCAUAGCUGCGACACCAGGACGUCGGAGACCAGUACGUCUGGAAGAGGAGGGGGUGGUCGCUGAACCGCCCAACUCAACACGGAAUGACGAUGCUGCGACUGGAACAGCUGCAUCACCAACUCAUCCAGCUCCUGCGAAUGAGGCGGCUGCAGGGAGUGUUCCUGCUGCCGAGACCGAGCUGUUAGUGGCAGUAAAGGAACUUUGCACUAUGUUGUGUCAGACUCAGAGAACAUCCGGUAAUGUCACAACCGGAGCAAACGAAAGCAUGACUUCUGCAAUUGAGCAAUUGGCACUAAAAAGCGCACUACCACCACUUGAGGUAGUUAAGUUUACCGGGGAUGCUACCGAGUAUUUCCGCUUCAUAACAAGAUAUGAAACGAUGGUUGGGUCUCAAAACCUAACUGAGGCUCAAAAGAUGGCGAGACUGUUGCAAUUUGUUGAUGGGCGGGCCAAGCGUUCCAUAAGCGGUUUUGAUGGUGUCCUAGGUGGUCUUGCCCAAGCAUUAGAGACUUUAAAGAGACGCUUUGGUCAACCACAUGUAGUGGCCGAGGCCUGUGUAGAAAAACUGAUCGGGGGACCAAACCUUGAUACAAACGAUGUGCAGGGACUCUGUGACUUUGCUGAUAAGUCGAGAACCUUGUUUGAGACUCUGAAAGGACUCAAGGCUGUUGGUGAAAUGAACAUGUCUAACAUGCAGAAAAUGUCCAGAAAAAUGCCCGUUCGGCUGCAGGUGAAGUGGCGUGAUGAGGCACAGCGUGUAAAACGAGACACGGGCAAGCUGCCUGGUGUAGAAGUCCUUGUCAGGUUCAUCGAGAGGGCGGCGGAAGCUGUGAGUGACCCCGUCUUUGGUAAGAUUGCUGACAAUCGGUCAAAUAGUGGUAAGCCGAAGACGACACAAGGAAAGCCGACAUUCGGGGGUAAACAGGACAACGCUAGACCUGUUGCCUCUACGUUUGCUACCAGUACCAGCACCUCCUCAUCACAUCUGAAAUGCUAUGAUUGCGGAGACAACCAUAGGCUGGGGGACUGUGAAGUUUUCAAGGCCAAGGACCUGAAACAGCGUGCCGCUUUUGUUAAGACACACAACCUGUGUUUCAACUGUCUGGGAAGGUCCCAUGUAUCCAAGGACUGCAACGUUAAGGUGCAAUGUCAAGUUUGUGGUAAAAAACACUCUACGUUACUACAUCGCUACCAGGUGAGCGGAAAUGCCAAUUCAACUCGGCCUCAGCGAGUACAGCAACCAGUGAAUGCCAAUUCUACUGGGGUGUGCACUAUAAAUUCGAACGUCCUGCAACGCAACAGUGGGCAAGUGGCCCUUCAAGUGGUUCCGAUAAGAAUAUACGGUGAAAGUGGUACAAGUCUUACUACUCUGGCCCUGCUUGAUUCUUGUUGUCAGGACACAUUUGUCAAAAAAUCCCUAGCAGACAAACUACACCUCCACGUUGCAAGUUAUGAGCCAAUUGAGAUUCAGACAAUGACUGGCAUUGGUACGGUUCUCAGUGGACAUGUCGAUUUUAGUGUAGAGGGGGCAAGUAACCCCAUGAGAAGAGUUCAAAUUCGAGGCAGGGCAGUAGAAGGCCUGACUGUUAACUCUGUUCAUCCUGGUGACCUACAGAGGUGGGACCAUCUCAAGGAUAUCAAAAUGGUGGACGUGGAGAUUCCUGAAGUGAACCUCAUCUUGGGCGCCAACAUCCCUGAGGUGUUGGUGCACAUCGAAUCCAGACUUGGAAGAAGUGGUGAACCAUAA